Molecule: messenger RNA, 4874 nt
Organism: Alligator sinensis (Chinese alligator)
Lineage: Eukaryota; Metazoa; Chordata; Crocodylia; Alligatoridae
Exons: 7
Coding region: 444-1190 (248 amino acids)
Source: RefSeq, a predicted model, not a curated record
CCCAGGCCCCCCGCUGUUUCCAUCCGGGCAGGGGGGAGCAGCAGUCCCUCCGCUUUUACCCUUGGGGGGAGGGGCAGACUGAGGAGCCUUGCUCCCCUGCCUUCCCCCCCCCCUUACCCGUCUGUGCCCGCUGGGUGAGGACGUGGCCCCAGCACGGCCCCGGGGGACGCUCGGCGGGAGGAUCGCGUAGCCUUGCCAAGGGGGCGACCCAGAGCCAUGUUCUCCCAGACACAGAAGGCCUUGGGGCCUGGCAGUGCCAGCGACAGCAGCUGCCCUGUCGUUCCCUGCAGAGCCUGACACCAGGGCAGCGCUGAGCUCCUGUGCUUCAGGGACUCUGAAGGGGAAGGGCAAGGGACCCUUUCACUCAGUGGAAAGUACCUCUGCCAGCUCCCAUUCACCUCAGCCUGGUUUCCGGUGGUGCCUGCUCUCUGGCCAGGUGCAGGAUGGAGACCUUGGAUGAGUUUGACGACGAGUACCCCCUCAGCGUGUCAUUCUGCAAGCUGAUUUCCCUAGAGGACUUCGAGGAGCAGUCCUUGUCCUACACUGAACAAUGCCUGCAAGAGCUGGUCACAAACAUGGAGCAGAGCCCAGGGAUCUGUGAGAGGGUCAUGAGAAAGCGGAAGCAGGUGGAGAAGGAAGAGGCUGGCCUGGUAUCAUUUCUAAAGGCCAAGUUUUUCGGCACACUUCAGGGGGAGAUGAACUACUGUAACUAUGUGGGGAUCGCAGAGAUGCAAGAGAAGGUGGCACGGUUGAAACGAGACAUACAAAAAGCAAACAGCUAUGCUCGGGCUGCAAAGUCUGGAAAAGUGCGACAUCCAAGGCACACAGCUGGGAAGCAUCAGGCUUUGGAGGGAGGCUUCUGUCGCUCCCACACCAGCGCUUUGCAGUCUGCUUCUGCUCCCAAGGUCACCAUGCCCAGAGUCUUUGGCCCUUUCCCACAACUUAUGAACAAGCAGAUGGACAGAGCAACAGCUUCAAACACUGACCUGAAGUAUCACUGGGCUGGUGUCUCGACAAUGAACCAGAAAAGCAUGAUUGAUCUACAUCCUAUAGUGUUGAACCCUGCAGGCUUCUACACCUCCCUCCAGACUGGCAAUCACAUCAAUAAGCUGAGGCACACCAGCUUCCUAAGGUCAAUCUAUUUGAGAAGGAAGGGGCGGGGACGAGAUCGAGGCCCCCGCGGUGAGUGACUGACCGUGUGGCCCAGCCAGGAGAUGGGGAAGGUGACAAUUGUAAGAGAAUUGUUGGGGUUUUGAUACGCACAAUAUACACUUUCCAAUGAAGGCAGAGCACAGGCAUAGUCUGAAUGGACAAGCAAAGAAAGAGAACCUCAUGGAAGAUGUUUCCAGGCUCAGUUCAGGAAACCCAUCGAACUGAAAUGUGUAAAGGCUUGCUGCCCUCUGCUGGGCCAUCAAGGAAUGCACCUUUGGUGUCACCUCUGACCUGUCUUGGGUUGAAAUAUCUCUUAAGAUAUGCUGGGUCAAUGGAACCUGCAGGUAUGUAGGUCCAGAAUCUGCUUUAUAGAGGGAAUUUGACACAUUAAAAAUCAGGGUCUUGAUUAGCUGUGCUCAGUCCCAUAGGCCACUGUCUGUAGUGCCAAUAAGAGUCACAGUGGCUCAAAGGACCUGGGUAAAUCAUUGUAAAAAGAAUCCUGAUGCAAAGGUUAAUCACUGUGCUGACCAGCUACUCUGGGUUUUUCCUGCUACUCCCCUAAGUGCUUUCUGCUGACAACCUUGUUAGAGUAACAGUCUGACUGAAACUCCAAGGGACCGUAAAACUAAAGAAAGUGAAGUCUAGCACACAGGGAGUCUGGUACCGAACAUUCUCAAACUGGCAAAAGUCAUGACCACCAUGCUGCAGGAUCUCGCAGUCAAAGCUGUAAUCUGUUUACUCACCAUGCAAUAAUUACCUAGUUUUGUUAGGUGUGGUUGCUUCCCUUGUGGGAAUUGUAUCAGUACAAGACAAUCAAAGGCAGCAAUUUCCUGUAGCAGGAAUUCAGUUUCAAGGAUGCCAAGUGAUCUGACCUUGUGGGCCCAAUGUUCAGUACUGCAAUUGGGAGCUUCUUCUCAUGGGCAGCAAGAGCAAACCUGUAACAGGGGUACACCUGCAGGGCCACCAGGAAGCAAAGUGAAGUGCACCAAGUAAGAACAAAAGAAAGGACCAAUUCACUCCUCGGCUGCUAUCCAGGGAGUGAGAGCGGGAUAGUUCUAUACAUCUUGUUCAUAUAAAUUGCUCUUUGUUCAAGUACCAGCUACACAGGAUGGAAGCAGCAGCUCCUCAGCUCCAAAUAGGGGCACGAUUUAAAUACGGUGGAAAAUGCACAAGUACAAACCUUCCCCCUUCAGUCUGUUAUUGCAUAAUUCUCUUGGCCAGUCACUGCUGAUUAUCACAGGUGCCUGGUCAAAUGCUUCCAGCUGCAUGGACUAUGUGCUCUGCUCUACUGGUUUUGUAAGUGAAGUCCCAGAACAAGCCUGAGACACUGCGGUCACUCUCAGAGGAUAUUGAUUCAGGGCUCCUGAAACCCUGAGGAUCAUAAAGAAAGCUUGGUUUUAUCCCAUCAUAUGAAUUUCUCUUAAGGUGUAUGUUAAUGUUUUAAACUACAGCUUUCUCAUGGAAAGUAACCACUUAAACUGUUCCUCAGUCAGAUACCUCCUGGUUAAGGACAGGCCCAGAGCCAGGAUCAAUAACAGCAGAGGCAAGAGCUGGUUAAGGGAGAGAAGAGAUGGAGAAGCAAAGAGGGGAUGUGGUCAACAGAACUGUUACAAAUGUCAGGUGAAGACUGUCUGCUCCCUCUUAUUCCUCCAUGUUCUUCAACAGGCUAAUGAGGAGUUAACUGGUAACAUGAGCUGUCCCUGUAAUGCACCCGCUCUUACAUCAGCUUGCAUCCAUCAAGUCUGUACCACAGAGAUCUUCCAAUACUAGAGACAAAAGCCCAAAUCCUCCAUGGUACUUAGGAGCUUGCCUCUCACUGUGUUCAUCCUGCCAUUUGUAUAGUAUUAGUGAAUAAGAGGAAUAAAAUCCACACCAGAAAAUCCAGAGGGAAACCUGGGGCGGAGGAGAGGGAGAGGGAUUUUGUAACAUUCAAGUGGCCCCAGGACUCCUGGUAUGGCCUCUAGAGCAAGGCCUAGGAAAAACCUUUCCGGUAGUUAAGCAAGAAAACAUGGGAUGGUCUUUGUAGGGCUAAUUUAUGAUGUAGGUCAAGCAGGUAAUAGGGGCACCUGGGCAGCAGUGGAGCCAGAUUAAGAUAGUACAGGAGGGCAGAGACAAGAGCAGGCUAGAGGUGUACAGUGCCAAACAGUUGCUUCAGGAAUAGAAGUGCAUUGUAGUGCCCCAGUGCAAGUCUUUGAGUUUGCCUAUAUCCCAUAUUUAAGGACAUCAGGAAAGCCAGUUAAUGGGGAGCCUGCUAGACCCCAGCAGAGCUGAUUAGCUUAUCACGUGUCUAGUGCAAUACUGACUGGACUCCAUACUAUUGGAGAGGCUUAACCCUAACACAGAGAAACUGCUUGCAGGGACCUUGCAGGGAAUGUUAUAAAUCCAGGCUGUAGGAAUAAAACAACAAAAUACAAGGAGGCUCUGGAGAGACAGUGGACCCAAAGAUAGGGAACCAGAGAUGAUGGAUCAGGAACCAUGUGGAGACAGUAGCACAGAACAAAUGGGAAUUUAGCAUAGGAGAGCUGUUCAACUGCUUGUAAAGAGGAUUCUGCCACCAGCACAGAAUCUGAUUCAGCCAGGCACUGGCACACAAAAUUCACUCUUUCAUGGCUCUUGGAAUGCCUGAAGAAUGUCACAUCUCGCUUCAGGAUCCCACCACAUUUGUUGCAGGCUGGGAUGUGGAAAUAAUGCACCUGUUCCUGUGUGAGGAAGACAUCCCCAUCAGGCCACGCCAUGUCCUUCAGCUCUCCAUGUCAUAUUCAUGACUUCAAAGCGCUCUUGAAGCUCAGAGUUGGGGGGUGAUCUCCACAAAUCAAGCAGAAAACUCUGAAGCACAAAAUGCUCAUCACUCCUGGGCUCCUGGGAUUCAGGGAGGUCAGAAAUUUUAAGACCAGGAUGGAUCAUUAUGCUCAUCCUAUCUGACAUCCUGCGUAUUACUGGUGAAAGGACUCACCCAGCUAAGUCUGUAUUGAGUCCAAAAGUCCCACUGUAGACCUCACAAGUCUGGCCAAAGAGCAGAGCUGAUUCAGUCUUCCGCCGGCCAGAAGGAUGAUAGAGAAUUGUGUUUAAAUAAUCUAUAAAUAUGCUCCUGAAAGUACCACCCGGUGUGAGCAGAAGGAUUCUGUGCUAUGGAGAUCAGUAAGAGGUCUGUUCUGUGCUCUUGCCCUCACUCCUAUCAUGAGGUAAUUCCUUAUUCCUGAUUCAGUUGAGAUUCCGGUUCCAGUUAUUACAAAGAGCCUCUGGGAAUGGGGAAUAAAGCACUGGCUACAGAAUAGGAUCUGCUGUGGUGGAACCUGAGAGUUGUGCAACCUCCUGAUGCCCUUCCAGCACAGAACAUGUUUUCCUGGGACACAAGAAAGUAGUUCAAGCUUAAUUACAGGGUUACAUUUUCAUAGGAUACCCUGAGGAGCCAAUGAUGUUGAUGACACUUUGGCCUUUUAUUUUGCCUUCCAGCCGAGAAUCUCAAAACAUUACAGGAAUGUUAAUUAUUUAAGCUGCACUCUGCAAAGACGGUCAUGCAACAAAUCAGUGGCAGAGUCAGGCAUAAGGGUCAGGACUCCUGACUUAGUCUCAUCUCACCAAGACGGCCUAACCUUUCCUCCUUACCUGGCAGCUAAUUCCCCUCUGGCAGUGGGCAAACUUGGAGAGUUAUGGAGCUCAUUCUUAACAUUUUGUGAUCAUUCUAUCAAGACAGCCAGACAAGAGAAGGGUGUGAACAGACU